Messenger RNA from Mucor mucedo, 1304 nucleotides. RefSeq lists its product as uncharacterized. Lineage: Eukaryota; Fungi; Mucoromycota; Mucoromycetes; Mucorales; Mucoraceae. The record is from RefSeq and is a predicted model, not a curated record. The transcript is spliced from 5 exons. The coding region runs from base 1 to 1254 and encodes 417 amino acids.
AUGGACUCUGAUAGAUCCUUGUCUGGUAUGCCGGGCACACCUGGAAGCAAUAUGAGUACAUCUAGUUUUUUUUUUUUGGCUCCUGGCGAUCGUAUUUUAUCUGUCAAAUGCUCUAUUAAUGUACAUUUUUUUGUGCGUGCCAUUCAAGAAGACGAGAACUUUGAUAUCAGGCAAUUUAUGGAUCGUGAUUUUUUUGGGGAGGUGUGGCUCAAACUGACUCGCAUUUAUUAUGAUUCCAAAGCAAGACCAGUUGAGCAUAUGCGAGCUUUUUACGAACUGGCUUUAUCAUUUAUUGAUAUAGAAUUACCUGUGUUUAAUUGCUUCCCAUUACGCCGCUCUUGGAUUCCUUGCUACACAACCAUCGAUUCAAAAAUUCUUUGUCAAAACAUUCUUGCACUCUGGCGUGAAGUGAUUAACCUAAACUCGGAUGCACCUAAACACCAAGAAAAUGGCGAGCUCCAGUUUAGAGAAACUAUUCAAACGGAUGGAGUAGGUGUAACUGUGAUCAAGAAAAGAAUGGAUCGUGAAAGCAGAUACACUGCUCGUUUUGCUGUUGUGAUUAAACCAACUCAGUACAUUUCACAAGAGAUUGCUCAAGAAACUGUUGGAAGAUGUGUUACAAUUGAUCCUGGACGAAGAGAUUUGCUAUUCUGUGUACAUGAAAACUCUACCGCAAACAAUCCAAACAAGUUUCGCUUUACCAAACAGUACCAAGACAAGUUUGAAAAAAUUAAAAAAUACCGUCGAAUCCGUGAAGCUGUGAAACCCGCUAGAGUAGCAGCCGCUGAAAGGCUUUUGAUUAAUUAUGAUUCCUUGUAUAGAGAUGAAUUUGAACAGUAUCUUGAAAACAAGUCCAAUAUGACAGGCAUCAUCCAAAACCACUAUGUCAACUUCCGAACCAACAAUUGUACUGCUCAUCCUUUGCAAAGAAAACUGCGGCUAUCUGCCUAUAUUAGAAGACAGCAAGGAAACGAGGAUCUUAUUUCAAAACUAGAUGAACAGUUUGGUGUCGAAGCUGUUUAUGUCAUGGCCAUGACUCAUAACAUAUAUAGGAUUGUUCCUCGUCUAUGUGAUAGUGAUAUGAUUGCUUGCUUAAACAUGGUUAAUAUUGUUCGUUCAAUUCGUACUGAAAACGGUAUUCCCCCAAGGUUUCGACGUGGAGAGGCUGUGUGUACACGUAAUUAUUCAAAAGUUUUUCCCCUAAAACUUAGGUCGGGUACAUCUUCUAAACAACCACUACACUUACUCACUUGAUAAUAAAUAUUGCCCCACUGUGUUUUGAGACACAUAAAGUUGGCCAAACG